Molecule: messenger RNA, 3015 nt
Organism: Dimorphilus gyrociliatus
Lineage: Eukaryota; Metazoa; Annelida; Polychaeta; Dinophilidae
Source: the annotation of a GenBank genome assembly
ACAGUUGCGCAUGCGCAACACCGAGUAGCUAACAUGGAAGACGUAAGCAAAAAAGAAAAACUUGCAGCUGGGAAAAGAAAGUUAAAUCAGUUCAGAAAAGCUAAAAAUAAAAGAAAUGACCAACGAAAUGGUGACUUAAAUGGAGAUAUAUUAAAUACUUCAGCAAAAGAAGACACCGUUAAGACUACUGUGAAAGAAGAGAAAAAACCUCUUAAAGAUGACAAUUUUCGACCAAAACCUGACAUUGUGGAUAAAACUCGCGUCGAAGACGUAGAGAAAACUGUUAAUAACAGUCUUUCGCACGUAAAUGGUGUUCUUCAGCAACAUUCCAAGUCUCCCCCCGUUCGCACGUCUUCUAGUCCAGUGUCGACGGCACAAAAUGGACAUUCAAAUACCCCUUCCAAAGAUGCCAUGGCUCUCAGGGAACAACUUCACGUUCACGUUCAAACAAUAGGCAUUCUUGUAGGAGAAAAAACAGAAUUACAAUCGGCAUUAAGCGGGGCUCAAAGAAAUGCCCAACAACGAUUAGAUGAAGCGACUGAAUUAUCAGGACGCUUAAAAGCGUCUAGGCAACGUGUGGCAGAUCUUGAACGAGAAGUUCAAACUGCUCAUAAUAGGCGACAACAAUUAGAAGAAAUGUCCAAAAAUCUAACUGAGGAUAUUAAACGUUUGAAAGUAGAUCUUUCUAAAUCAAUCCGUAAUAAAGAAGAGGCCCUGCAGCAAGUUAAUGAAUUUAGGCAAAGGUUGUCAGAGGCCGUAGGAAAUAAUGGGAAAUUAGAAGACAGUCUUAUGGAAUUGAGAACUCAAUUGGAAUUGACUCAGCUUAAAGCUGAACAUACAGAAAGUAAUGACGAGAUACACCAAAAAAUGGAUUGUCUAAUAGCAGAACGGUCGCAAUUACAACAUACAAUUGACCGGUUAACAGCAGAGCGUGAUAAUAUAAUCGAACAAUAUGAAAAUCGCCUCUCAAAUUCCACAAACCAAAUGAAUUCUGUUCAAGCACAACUUUCUGAAGCUACCGAAAGCUUACGAAAUACAUCAACAAAAUUAGAAGACGCCCACACGCAAGCCAAUCUAGCUAAUGAGGAAGUAGAAGUGCUUAAAAUGCAAAAUGCAAAACUAGCAUCAGCUAAUGAGCAUUUGUCUUUAAACAUUGCCCAAAAAGAGCAGCAAAUCCUGCAUUUAGAAUCUACAAUUAAAGAACUGGAACAAAAUUCCAGUUGCGCUUCUGCUGUUAGCGCUCAAUUAGAAAGUGAAAAGGUCGCUUUAAGCAGAGCUCUUGUUCAAAAUCGUGAACUGAAAGAGCAAUUAUCCGAACUGCAGAAUGGUUUUGUUAAAGUAAGUAAUGACAAUAUGGAAUUACUGACAAAAUACCAAACAGCUCAACACUCAUCCAACGAAUUAAGGAGUAAAUUAACUCAGAGCGAAGCUAAUAAUUUAUCUUAUGAAGAUCGUAUAAGACAUUGGCAAGCAAAGUCUAUUGAACUAGAAAAAGCUGAGAUGGAGUUGAACGAAUCUAUGAAGAGGAUAGAAGAGUUAUCGACAGAAAAUGAGCAUUUAAAAUCCAUGUGCAAUAACAGUACUGCCUCUGUUACUUCUGUUUCAUCUACAAAUGCGAUAGAUUCUGAUGAAUAUGAAGCUCUUUGUACAGCUAAACAUCAAGUUGAAGAACGUUUAGUAAGAUCGAUGAAAGAGCAAGCGGACAUAAGUACGCGAGCUGAAGAGCUAGAACAUCUUGUAAUGCAGCUGCAAGGUGAAACUGAUACGAUUGGAGAGUAUGUGACGCUAUACCAACAACAACGAGCCGUCUUGAAAGAGAGAGCAGUUGAGAGGGAACAAUAUGUCGUUAAAUUAUCUCAAGAACGUAGCGAGCUUCAAGAUAAACUCGCCGAAUUACAAGCUCUAGUUAUGCAGCUGUUAGGUGAAAAGAAGUUAUUAAACAGCUAUCAUACACAAAGAUCAUUGGAGAGUGAAAUAGCCAAGUCAGAAAUUGAAAACAGUAUCCCAGAAGAAGAAACUCCUCCCACUGCUAAGCGUAUAAUGCACUUAAUAACUGAUAUUGCUCAUACAUCAACUCCUUCCUCAUCAUCGGGAUACGUACAUUGUUCACAUUGUGUUGGAAAACUGAUCAAUGUUUAAUGUGGGUCACAUAUAAUCCUCUUUUUUUCCCAAACUCGGAUAACUUGACAGAAUAUUAAAAUUGGGGUCAGCUAUUUCACAAUUUCGAAUUUACUUUUUAUUUUAUGUCCUUUUCUCCUCUUUCGUUUCAAUUGUUCAAUGCUUUCAUCAUAUAAUAUUUGAAAGUUAUCUCUCAUAGUUGUUUGAUUUGGUAAUUUAUUAAUAACUUUAUUUAGCUCUUUAAAACUUAAGAUUAAUUUAAUUACGGUUGAUUUUAGUAUUAUUUAUAUUUUCAUCUGCUUAGUUAAGAUAUCCUUUAAAAAAGAAAAACAACCUAAAAACAUUGUACACAAGUUUCAGAAAAUUUUGGGUUUCGGUAAAAACAAAAAGACAACUUGGAAGAAAGUUUCAUAGAAUUUUGUUUAUUUAUCCCAUUAAUUUGGUUUACUGACUUUAUUUUUUAUUUAAAUGAACUUUUGACCCUGGAAGUGGACAAAUACAACUUUAUAUAUAAUGCCUAAAUAUAUUUACACAAAGUUGUGUUAUGCAUAUCAAUUAGUGUUAAAGCUAUUUAAUUUAAUGUGAAAGCGAAUGAAAAGGACGAUAGUUCGUUUAUUUUAAAUGAAAAACAAAAAAAAAACAACAGUACUUUUGUCUCCUUUCAUUCUAAAUUGAUGUUCUCCCUCCCUCACUUUUUAUUAUAGUUGAGAGUUACGUUAUCUGUUAUGAUAAUUUAAAAUCGUUUAAAACACUCCUGGUGUGGGCAGUUAAAAACUAUAAAAACCACUUGAACUACAAGUAAUGAAUUUGAACUUUUUAUGGGUUUUUUUCGGAUAUUUUUCUCAAAAAGAAAAAACAAACAAUAAUAAAUACGUUGUUUUAAAAAAUUGCAAUUAA